Molecule: messenger RNA, 7017 nt
Organism: Gopherus flavomarginatus (Mexican gopher tortoise)
Lineage: Eukaryota; Metazoa; Chordata; Testudines; Testudinidae
Gene: ACY1
Product: aminoacylase 1
Exons: 15
Coding region: 4052-5323 (423 amino acids)
Biological process (GO): amino acid metabolic process
Cellular component (GO): cytoplasm
Molecular function (GO): aminoacylase activity
Source: RefSeq, a predicted model, not a curated record
UCUAGGAUGCAUUUCAUCAGGCCCUGGUGACUUGCAGGCAUCUAACUUUUCUAAGUGAUUUUUAACUUUUUCUGUUUUUAUUUUAUCUUCUAAACCUACCCCCUUCCCAUAAGCAUUCAGUGAAGACCGAAACAAAGAAGUCAUUAAGCAUCUCUGCCAUUUCCAAGUUUCUUGUUACUGUUUCUCCCUACUCAUUGAGCAGUGAGUAUAUUGACAUGUCCCAGAGAGCGGCUGGGAGGUUUGUCCCUUUGAAUUCCUCAGCUGGAAGGGGCCAUGGAAGGGUCAGGGGAACAGAAUCCUCUGUCUGGGGUGCUACAGGUUCAUUCUGUGCAAUUCAGAACCAGCAAGGAUCCCCCUUCCCUACCCCCACCCCGUUCCAGUUCUCUGCCCUGGGUUUGCAGGAAGUGACCCUGGAAGAGGAAAGGAAUCGGAAGAGAGGGACCAGAGCUGGAAUGGCAGGACCCAGCUCUUACCUACUUCUGUGUGUGAGGGGCAGGGGGAGUUUCUGGUCCCAUCUCUGCUCAACUAGUCCUUUGAAGAUUAUUUUGAGCAAUAAGUCCAUAAGUAACUAGGGCAGCCACGUGGGCCCUGGGCUGUGCAAAGUUCAGGGUUUGCUCGCCCCUUUCCCCUGCAGCUGGUUAAAGUUUUUGUUGAUCAUCAUCCUUGGGUGGGAGUGAUCCAGCUGGGUCAUUCACGGGGGGGUGUUGUGCCUUACAGAGCCUGGGCCGUGGCUGCAUUUUGUGGGAUGCAGGGUGGGGUGAGCAUAUGACCAGCCUUCCCUCGGGAAGGGACUGUGGCUCUUGCUGGUACUAAGGCCGGGUAAUGCCCGGCCACAAGGAGAAGGAAACUAGAACCUAUUGGGGUCCCUCGUUUCCCCCAGCCCAUGGGAAGUUAGUGAGAUUACGUCUCCUCACUCUGUCCCAGAGCAGUCCCAAGACUCUCACUCAGUACAAGCUACUGGGGACCUGCCUCCUGUGUGUUCCCUGUGUCCCACCACUAAUAACUAGACCAUUCAACAUGACUGACCUAGUGCCUGCCCCCUAUAACAAUAGAGAGACUCCAGGGAAACCUUCCUCAACUUGGCUCAGACACCAGAGCCCUGGGGCACUGGCACUAUGUGCUGCAGCACAGCACUUACUGCAGCCAGGAAGCCCUGCUCAAGUUAUUUUACCAGCCCUCCAAGCCAGAUGGGUUUUACCCCAGCGCAACAGGAAAUAUGCUGUCCUGAGCUCAGCAAAUGCCUGGUGGGUAUCUGUGUUAGCAGCCUCUUCUGGGAUGAUUACUGAUGAUUUGUACAGAUUGGGGUAGGUACUGUCCAGUCCUGUAAUAACAAACCAGUCCCUGUUCUGACAAGUUCCCACAUUUGGUUAAUGACAAGACACCAUCAGGGGACAAAAGGACUGAGGGGGAAGAAGGAUGAGAAGAGCCUAUUCUUGGAGUAAAAUUGCCAUUAGUCUAUACAUCUGGCAUCCAGGAGUGCUACACAAUAGAGAAACCAUAGGACCUCAUUAAAUCUCACUGACUUGCAAACCAGAAAGAAUGGGGAAUCGGACCUGGAGUUGAUCUCAGCCACAACCUGUCCAUCAGUGAGCUACCACCUCUGUAGGAGCACUCCCUUCUCUGAACAUGCCUGGAUUAAAUGCUGUCUAGUGAUGAGCUGGUUGAACCAUCAGCUAGGACAGGACUUAGCCCUGCUAAAAAUUUACUGCACUAUGUGAACCCUACCUCGAAAAGUCAAGAUUUCAGAGAAAGCUGCCACAUAACCAAAGCAAACUAACAGUUUAUGUUGGAGACCCUAAAAGUGAACAUGCUCCAAAUCAUACGUACCUAGGGUCUCAUAAUACAUGGGAGGGAGCAUUAGGCUGGCUGGAAAAGCAUUAUGAGAUCAGCUGUGCCUUUAAAAAACCACUGCAUAUCUACCACCCUAUGCUCAAAUUAGCCAUCAGUCUUCUUCAACCCAUUCUACAAUACAGGAGCGAAGUCUGGGGGCUAGGGUGACCAGACAGCAAGUGUGAAAAAUUGGGAUGGGGUUGGGGGUAAUAGGAGCCUAUAUAAGAACAAGACCCAAAAAGCGGGACUGUCCCUAUAAAAUUGGGACAUCUGGUCACUCUACUGGGGCACAGCGUUACUAGCUAGUUACAAGAAUUAGGAUAAAACCCCAAGAGAGACUUGACUUCUGCAAUUCAACCAACAGCUAUUCCAGGCACGGGGACUGCAGCAAUAAUGUCUGCAGAAUAGAAAUGGGUCAAUUACCUCCCCCUAAAUUGUGGUGUUUCAACCAAACCAGCCCCUUUCAGCUCGAAGACCUAAAGGAUGAAGACAUAAGUCCAGAUGACAACAAUAUACUCCCAUGUGUCAUCCCUUCUGGGUCUCAGCAAUGCUACUGUCCCAAUCUGUGCAGCAAACAACCUAACCAUAACACAAAGGCCUGGCUAUUUUCAGAUUGAGACUGGAGGUUUUUCCAAAAAAAUAGGAUCCAGUUCAAUCCAGAAUUAUUUGGGGGAAGUUCUGUGGCCUGUGUUAGACAGGUGGUCAGAUCAGAUGACUGGCCUUGGACUCUAUGAAAAACCUUAUCACAUGACUCCAGGAGCUGAGGCCUUAAGAAAGACACCAAAUACCACAAGACUUGCACUAAAAUCACAAGCAUUGGCAGCACUGUUCCCAUCUAGCCAAGCACAGCUGUCAAGUUUUGUGCAAUUCCACAUCCUACUCCUGCCACUGCUUUGGUGCAGAUUGUCUUGACCGUUAGCAGACAUACAUGGUUAGAUGCACAUUCACUCAUUACAUAAUUUGCAUAAAAUGUCACACCAAGUACUGUGGGGUUUGCCUCUACCUAUGCUAGGAAAGUGUUAACAAUGGAUUUCCCACCCUGCUGCCUGGUGCAUUCUCAACUGGGGAUGAAAACUAUUCAGCGGCUAAGGUAGGUGGAGCUAAACUGUUUCAUCACCCAUUCAUGAGAGUACAGCUCUACCACCGGUACCAUGUUGUCAGCCAUGGGUCAUUUCCUAGUGUAGACAGGGAUGUAGGCGUGGAAAGUGGAGCCACAUGGGACAGUUUCGCCUUGAUUUGCAAAUGCACAAUUUGCUUUUCUAAGUAAUUCAGCUGUUCUUAGUGUGUCCAACCUCCUUUGCUGUGUGAAGUUCAUGAGCAGGGAAAGUAGCAAGAUUUGUUUUAAAAAAAAAAAAAAAAUUGAUGAAUGAGAUUUUAAAUGUCUUAUGGAAUCAAGUCUUGGAGUGUUUCUCGGGUGAGAAGCUUACGCAUUAAAUAGAUGAUGCAGCUCCUUGUUGCAAUGAGGAUUGUGUUGAGUGUGAGGUUUGGUUUCGGUUCCUUAAAAGGACCUAGGCCCCAAUCCUGCAAACUCUUAAGUGUGCGAAUAACUUUACUCCCAUCAGUAGUCCCAUGGGAGCGUUUGCAGGACCUGGCCCAAUAUUCCAUCUGGAUUAGGCCCGACAUUGCAUAAUAAUUAUUUUUAAAAGGUCUGACAAAGCCUCACGUUAACAGACAUGCAUUCAUGAAUUUUUUUUCAAUCAAAAUUUGAUUUAGGUGAAAAAAAUCAUUGACACCUCUUGUGCUUUUAUUUAAAGUCCCAGGUCCUGGAUUAUCGGAGCAUCUCAGCUUUCAUUUAAUAAAAAAAGGAGUGGGGGUUCUAGCCUUCCUGGUUAUGGGCAAAAGCUUGCAAAUGUGACCUGAGCACACCCUGAAAGCUCAAAAUGCCAGCAGACAAAAAAAAACCAAACCACCCAAAUGUGUUGUUUUAAAAAUAAAUCUUAUUUUUUUCAACCAAUAACAUGGGUGUUCUGCUGGACUCAUGCUUUUUGAAUGUUUUGGGUUGGCAAUAUUGUGUAAUCCUUCCCCCAGAGAUUGCAACAAUGUAGGAGGCCAGAAGAAUCUGAAAGUGAAACUAGAGGGAAACUAACAGAUAGUUAAACUGACAGAGUUCUGUGGGGAACAGCUAAAGGUUCUUACAUGGUGAAAGAAAAAUUGGAUUUGAAAAAUCCUUUCAUUUGGCAGUAAGCAAAGAUGUUCACAGAGGGCCCCGAUACUCCAAUAGAUGGACAUCAUGUUGCCUGAGGGAGACCCUGAAAGGAUAGGGGAGAAGGUCAGAGGCCAGGAUCCCGGGGAGCAUCCUUCAGUCACCCUCUUCCGAGAGUACCUGAGGCUGAAGACAGUCCAGCCCGAGCCCAACUAUGAUGUGGCCGUGCGGUUCCUGGAGCGGAUUGCAGCUGAGCUUGGCCUGGGGUGUCAGAAAGUGGAGGUGUUCCCAGGCCGGGUUGUCACCAUCAUGACCUGGCAGGGCACAGACCCGCAGCUCCGCUCCAUCCUGCUGAACUCGCACACGGAUGUGGUGCCGGUGUUUGAGGAGCACUGGACCCACAACCCUUUUGAAGCCUUUAAGGACUCUCAGGGUAACAUCUACGCCCGCGGGGCCCAGGAUAUGAAGUGUGUCUCCAUCCAGUACAUCGAGGCCAUCCGGAGGCUGAAGGCCGAGGGGAAGCGCUUCCCCCGAACGGUUCACAUGACAUUUGUGCCCGAUGAAGAGGUCGGGGGCUGCAAGGGCAUGGAGCUGUUUGUGAAGCGCCCCGAGUUUCAGGCUCUCAAUGUUGGCUUCACCCUGGAUGAAGGCCUGGCCAACCCGACGGACGCCUUCACUGUGUUCUACGGGGAGAAGUGCGUCUGGUGGAUUAAAGUCAAAUGUGAGGGGAACCCAGGCCAUGGAUCCCAGUUCAUUGAGAACACGGCUGCUGAGAAGUUGAACAGAGUGAUCACCUCCCUCCUGCAGUUCAGAGAGAGUGAGAAGCAGAGAUUGAAAUGUGACGAGCACCUCACCCUGGGCGACGUCACCUCCAUCAACAUGACUAUGCUGAGCGGGGGCGUCUCCUUCAAUGUGGUACCCUCGGAGCUGUCUGCCGCCUUCGACAUCCGCAUCCCGCCCACUGUCAACUUGCAGGCAUUUGAGGAGCAGCUCACAGUCUGGUGCCGGGCAGCUGGAGAGGGUGUCACCUAUAAGUUUUACCAGAAAUACAUGGAUCAGACAGUGACCUGCACCGAGGAGUCUGACCCAUGGUGGAAAGCAUUUAGUGGGGCCUGCAGAGACAUGCACAUGACGUUGAAGUGUGAGAUCUUUCCAGCCGCAACUGACAGCCGCUUUAUCCGAGCAGCUGGUCACCCGGCCCUCGGCUUCUCCCCCAUGAACCACACCCCGGUACUGCUGCACGACCACAACGAGUACCUCAACGAGCAGGUUUUCCUGCGGGGCAUCGAGAUCUACGCCUGCCUCCUCACCUCCUUGGCCAACGUCCCUCCUCUGCCAGCGGAGGGCUGAGGGGCACAGCGAGGGGUGGGGGAUACCAGAACGAGAGACGGGGAGUGAAAAUGCAUGGGGGCAGGGGGCAAUGGACAUGCAGGGGCUGGGGUAAGAAGCGGCUGCUUGGGGGUGGGCAGGACGGGCAGUGGGCAGGACUCCAGGGUUCCUUGGUGGCAGCGCCAUGUGCAGAAUCACCCAGCUGUGCCAGCCUAGGGGGGCAGGCAUCGACUGUGUCCGAGGGAAGAGGCAGCUUGUGUCUCUGCCUGUGCUCCAGGUCCGCUGAGCCCAUUCAGGGGGCCCUAUGGAAUUAUACCUGGUGUCCAGCUUCCAGCCCAUGGCUCUGCAAGCUAAGAGGGAGGCUGCCCCUGGGGGCACAACAUGCCAGGCUUUCUCCCAUUGCUUGCACUGGGGGUGGGGAAUACAUCUCGAGUGCCCUGUGCCCCUGCCAGGAAUUUACCCCCUCAUCACAUUGCAGCAGCAAUGCAAGCCCUCCCUUCUCAACAGGCGUAUGCCUGGGUCCUGGGGUCUAUGCAGGGUGGGGGAGGGUUGCUCUAUCCAUCCCAACCUCUCCAAGGCCCCAGAGCCCCUCUCCCUGCUGCUCCCAGCCCCAGAUCUCUGCAGAGCUGCCUCCAGGGAUGGGCCAGGGCCAUGGGGCACUCCCUGGGCAGCCUGCGCCUCCCUUGGGCCCCCUUGGCUCUCCCUGGCUGCCUAGCGGCUCUCCCUGCUCCUGGGGCUAAGCAUCACCACUUGCCCCAGGCAAGGCGAGGAUCUGGAAGCAGGUGUAUCUGUGGGUAGGUGUAGGCAUUGAAAGCAGGGUGAGCUAGUGGAUAAAGCACUGGACUGGGGCUCGGGAGACCCGGGUUCCACUUCUGGAUCUAGCCCAGACUGCCUGUGUGACCUUGGAUGAGUCAGCUGAACUCUGUGUGCCUCCAUUCCCCAGGUGAUCAUACCCCUCGAGCUCCUGGCAUGCUGCUCUCAGAGCCUUGGCUGGGCAAUGCUUUGUACCUGCUGCCUACUCUCAUUAAACCACUGGGUGCGUGGGGUGGGGGGUGGCAGGAAAGCAGCUGGGAUGGCACCUCCUCCCGAGUGCCCCAAACUGUCACUGCCCAGCAGAGAGGGGUUGAGGCUAAAGCCAAUUGCUGCGAAAGCUCCAGGCAGGAAUCAGCUCUGAGCUGGCAGUGGCAGGUCUGUCUCAGCAGGGGUCAGUGUUUCCCAGCCAUACUGGGGCUAGCAGCAGGGCCAUGGGGGGAGGGGGUGCCCAAGUCCCCUGUCUGUGUGACCAUGCUAUGAAUUUUCAUUCCCUGGGGCAGAAAAGCAGCUGGGAUGGCACUUCCUCCUGAGUGCCCCAGACUGUCACUGCCCAGCAAGGAGGGUUUAAUUGCUGUCUUAAUGAAUCACACUGCAUUGGUGAAUGCAAAUCAGAGCACAUGCCUGGCUGGGCUGCUGUGUGUGCCACCCUGGAGUCCCAGGCCGGAGGACUGGCCCCAUCUCGGGGGGUGGAGAAGUGUCUUCUAGCACAUCAGAAAGCCUCAGGGGGGACUCAUGUUCCCGAUCCCCAUUCCCCAGCUCCAGCUCUCUGGCUGCAGCCCCAUUCAGGGCCACCCAGAGGAUUCAGGGGGCCUGGGGCAAAGCGGGGGAGCUGCGGCACUUGUACUCACCCAGCGGCGGUCCAGGUUUCCGGCGGCAUUUUGGUGGCAGGGGGCCCUUCAGUC